This is a messenger RNA of Zeugodacus cucurbitae (melon fly), 4130 nucleotides long. RefSeq names its product CWF19-like protein 1 homolog. Gene Ontology annotation, cellular component: post-mRNA release spliceosomal complex. The transcript is spliced from 11 exons. The coding region runs from base 1597 to 3177 and encodes 526 amino acids. Gene Ontology annotation, biological process: mRNA splicing, via spliceosome. The record is from RefSeq and is a predicted model, not a curated record. Gene Ontology annotation, molecular function: RNA lariat debranching enzyme activator activity. Lineage: Eukaryota; Metazoa; Arthropoda; Insecta; Diptera; Tephritidae.
UUGCAAUAAAUUGCCAUUUUAACCAUUCACAAUAGAAAAUCUGAAUAUUGUAACGAAAAUGGUACUAGAACAUACUAGAAUUGAAAAUCGAAUCAAUAACUUGCCAGAUUUAUCCAGACAUCGAUAUUGCAAGAAUGUUCGAGUGGCAAUGUAUUGCUAACAAUCGAUUAUAUAAUACGCUAGACAGACGGCAGAGUUAACUCGGAUUAACUGCGCUUUUAAUCAGUUCGAAUUUUUUGGGUGAUAGGCGGCAGCAAAGCGAGUUAUAAACUCCCAUAACAGCUGAGUGGCAAUAAUAUUUCCAUUUUGGUGAAAUAAAUUGGAUAGAAAGGAAAUAUUGCGGUUGUUAGCCGCACAAUUAGUACAAAAUCACUAAUUAUUGAAAAAAUAUACAUAAAUACGUUAUUAUUAAAACUUCCAUUUUAGAAAAAAUUAGCAUGCGUAUGGUUUUGUUUACGUUUAGUUGAAAAAUGGCUGUCAGUAUUGGAUAUUUUCAUUCACAAUAGAUAAAAAGCGGCCAUGUUUAACAAUGUUGUCAACGAAAAUGCCACGAACUCCCACUAACUCUCUAAAAUUUUGAUGAUUAAAUGGGAGUUAGCAAACGGAGUUAACUGAGAUAACUCUCGAAUUAACCUCGAUUAAAGCAGUUAACCCGAAUUAACGACGCCGUCUGUCAGGGGUAUAAGGGCUGCCGAACUGGCAGCAAGACACAUUUCUAAUAAGAGAGUUGUCGAGUAUGGACAAUUCUAAAGAGAGAGUUGACGAGCAAAAAGUAAACAAGUUAUAAGUUAGAGUUGUAAAGUAGAGUAUUGAGUAAUAAAGUGUUAAGUUAUAAGGAAUUAGAAAUAAAGAUUAGUGAAUAGCCAUUAAAGUUUGACUUUUAUUUGGCAAUCCAGGGAUCGAACUCAGGGUAGAGUUUCAGCGGUAACGAUAGAUUUUGGAAAUCCGUUACAAUACGUUCUCUGGAUAGCGAGCAGAGGAAUGAUAAAACUAAGACAGCUGAUAUAAAAUUGUCUACGCUAAUUAUCUACGCUAGAUUGUAUCCACUAUUAAAACUUUUAUUUCGAACUUUUUAAGGGAUACAAAAAUUUCGUUUUUUAUUUGAGUUGGAGUCCCUAAUUUUUCUUUUCCGAUUCUAGUCUCUUCGUCGCCCCCUCUCCUAUAAACUAGGAAUUGCCGCAACAGGAGUUGACACGUUUGAAACAGCUCUAAGCUGUAAAAACAACGAAGGAAAAAGUCGGUAUAUUAACUGCUGAUAGCUGCUGGCUUUUUGGAAGAGAAAGAAUGUCCAAAAUAAUAGCCUUCCGAGUGCUGAAUGAAUAUUUAAUAUUAAUUUUAAUAAACAAAAGAAAUAAAUCAAAGUAAACGCUCAAAGCAGUCCUGAUUUACGCAUUCAUUCAACAGCUGUUUCUACAUGUGACGGCUGCUAGCGAAAAUUCCACCAGCAGAAACAAACAGCUCUCAUGCGAUCAACUGCGCUAUCUUCUGCUAGUUUCUGCUAAUAUUUUUAGUAAGAAAACGUUUUUCCAGCUGAAACUUGACAAAUUGUCACUUGCCAGUAGAUAGUAUACAGAGCUAAAGAUUGUUUGGAACAAAAUGGAUUCAAAAAUUAAGAUACUUAUAAUUGGUGACGUACGCGGUCGAUUUCGACAACUUUUUCAACGCGUAGAAAGUAUAAACAAAAAAGCCGGCCCCUUUGAAAUCAUAUUUUGUGUUGGUGAGUUUUUUGGCACAGUAGAACAAAAUGAUGAACUGAUUGCUUACAAAAAUAGGAAUAAAUCGGUGCACGUGCCUACGUAUAUCCUUGGACCGUGUUCAAAGGAAACCGUACGUUUUUACAAUGACAUAAAAGAUGGGGAAAUAUGUGUUAAUUUAACGUACUUGGGCAAACGUGGGUUGUAUACUCUUACCUCUGGGGUGAAAGUAGCUUACUUAAGUGGGCUUGAGAAAGUUAGUGGUCACAAUCCUGAAGAUGAGAAACAGAUUUUCUAUGACAAAGAUGACGUUUUAUCUCUACGUAAUUCAUGUGUUGCUAGUAAAACAUCUUCCUCGGACUAUAAAGGUGUGGAUAUUCUGCUCACUUCACAAUACCCAUACGGCAUAACCGAUAAUCAUGAAAACGCUUCUAAGUUAAUAUCAUUUUUAUGUAAGGAAAUCAAGCCCCGCUACCAUUUUUGUGGACUUAGCAGCAAGUAUUACGAGCCACCUCCAUUUAGAAUACCAUCUGAUCAGCUUACUCCAUUAGAACUUUGUACUCGUUUUAUUUCUCUGGCGGAGGUCGGCAAUACUGCUAAAGAAAAAUAUAUUUAUGCCUUAAGUUUAACGCCAGUGGAGAAAAUGCGUGUUUUGGAGUUGAUACAAAAAACCACAAAUGAAACUAAAUGCCCAUUUAUUGGUAUAAACAUCCAUGAUUUCACGGGACAUGAUGGGGAAUCGGAAAAUAAACAGUAUUUCUAUGACAUGAAUAUUGUGGGAGAUGAUAAUAGAAAGCGGUCUGGAGGUGGCGGUCAACGUCAUGACAAACGCCCAAGAAUUAUGAAUAUAGAUCAAGAAAAAUGUUGGUUCUGUUUAUCAUCAUCCGAUGUGGAAAAACAUUUAGUAAUUUCCAUUGGAGAGAAUUUUUAUUUAGCUCUUGCUAAAGGACCAAUCAACGAAUUCCAUGUUCUUAUUAUGUCAAUAACUCAUAUUUCUUCGGCAUCAUUAUUAUCUGAUGACGAUUGGAAGGAAUUAUCGAAAUUUAAAAAGGCACUACGGUACUUAUUUAAAUCGUACGGACAAAUUGUUUGCUUCACUGAACGUCACUACAAGUCAUCACAUCUGCAAAUUAAUGCGCUCGGUAUUGACGAAGGUUAUGCGUGGAAGAUUAAACAUGCGUUCGAAGAUAAAGCGGAGGAGUUCAAUUUACAAUUCGAAACUCUACCUGCACUUACUUCAUCCCAAAUGUUGCCACAACAAGGGCCCUAUUUUGUAGCAGAACUACCAGAUGAAAGCACGUUAAUUACACGACAAAUGAAACAUUUUCCACUGCACUUUGCACGUGAUGUCUUUUGCUCGGAGAACCUGCUAAAUUGUGAGGAAAAAGUAGAUUGGAAAGAUUGCAAACUGGAUAAAGAUAAAGAAAUUGAAAUGGUCAAAAAUUUUCGUAAAAAGUUUCAAAAGUACGACUUUACUCUUUAAGUUAUUACAAUGGUUUUAAAUAUAUUUCAAAUUUAGUAAUGUACUAAUAAUUUACCCGAACAAAUCAUUUUUCUUUAUUUCAUAAUAGCCACAUUCUUUUAUAACCUUUGACUGUGUUUGAAUAUAAUUUUGUAGAAUUUCGAUGGAAGCGUAGGGACUUGCUUACAUAUGUGUUUGGAAUAUUGAGGUACAUAUCUUUACAUAAAUUAAUGUGACCAUCACGUACUCUGUUCAUUAUGUUGUAACCAAAUAUCCAGAAUAAAGGAGACAAUUAGAUUCGUAAAUAUUAUUGAUCUCAUGAAACACUCAAAAUUUAAAUAGAGCUGACUUUACGUGACCCAGUCAGUCAGUCAGUAGAAUUUAAACAAACUCUCAACAAACCUGGCAUCACUGAUUCCUUCAAACGUAGACAAACUCGUGUGAAAGUCAUUGACCUCGUUCAAAAUGUAAACAAACUCCUAUUUCAACGAAUUUGGGCCAUAUAUAAGAGUUUUUUUUUUAAUUUAAACGAUUAUAUAAGAAAAAAAUGUUGAAUAAUAUUAUUCAAAGUAUUGCCCAUCUGUAGCUUUAACACUUUCCCAUCUUUCUGACUAUUUAUGGAUUCCGUCGGUCUGAUGAUUUUUUGCGUUCCGAGCACAGUUCGAUGCAAAAACGACUUAUUGUUAAGGGCCGAGCCCACGCCCAUCUUACUCAUAUUAGGAGAGUGUUUCAUUAAGAUAUCUUAAUAUCUACGGACAGACGGACAGAAGAAUAUACGUACAUAUGUACAUCCGAAACGUUUAAUAAUGCAAAUGUAUUUAUUUGUGGAACCCGUUUUCAAUUAUAUAUGUACAUAUUAAACGUAAAUAGCGUGAUUACAAUUACUUAACUCCUCUAUUGCAGACAUAAUUAAGACAUUCUAAAAACACUUCACGUAACAUCAGAACCGGUGUUUGAUUAAUUUGCAUUUUUAU